Marmota flaviventris (yellow-bellied marmot) is the source of this 2762-nucleotide messenger RNA. The record is from RefSeq and is a predicted model, not a curated record. Lineage: Eukaryota; Metazoa; Chordata; Mammalia; Rodentia; Sciuridae.
GCAGGCAUCACCCGCUUCCGGUCUCACUGUCAGCUCGGGCUGCAGCGAGGGGAGAGGGCUUAAGAGCUCGUCAACUCCGGGAAAACUUCGUCGCCAGACAGGACUGGGGUUUUCGGGCUUCCCCAGCCCUCCCACGCCGGGUCACACAGCUAGCAUUAAAGUGGCGCGGCAACUAUCGCUGCUGUCCGCCAGGCAGGUUCUGAGCUGCAGAGACCCGGGCGACCGGCAGCGCCGCUUCAGCACCGAAUGCACCCGGGACGUGGCCGCCGCCAUCCAGGGGCUCCUGGCGGGGGACAGCGGGUGCAAGGAGACUUUGCGCCACGAUGCUUUGUUUUCCUGCCGCAGGAACGCGAGGCGGUCGCUUUCCACCAGACUUAACCCGCCCGCAGCAAUAGCCAUGGAAGUUGCAGCGGCGGCGCAGAGCGAGAGGGGACCCCGUGGCGCGGCAUCUUUUUUGGAUGUUUCUCCUCCUCACGGGUCACUUCUUUCCUCCUUUGGUGGCCGUUCCUGCAGCAGCCCCGCCGGUGUGUCAGCCCAAGAGCACCACUAACGGGCACCAACCCCACCCGGCUCCUCGCCUCUCCAUUUCCUCCCGCGCCACGGUGGUAGCCAGAAUGGAAGGCGCCUCCCAGGGGGGCCUGCAGACCGUCAUGAAGUGGAAAACCGUGGUUGCGAUCUUUGUGGUCGUGGUGGUCUACCUCGUCACGGGAGGUCUCGUCUUCCGGGCACUGGAGCAGCCCUUUGAGAGCAGCCAGAAGAACACCAUCGCCCUGGAGAAGGCGGAAUUCCUGCGGGAUCACAUCUGCGUGAGUCCCCAGGAGCUGGAGACGUUGAUCCAGCACGCCCUUGAUGCUGACAAUGCGGGAGUCAGUCCCAUAGGAAACUCCUCCAACAGCAACAGUCACUGGGACCUGGGAAGUGCCUUUUUCUUUGCUGGAACUGUCAUCACCACCAUAGGGUAUGGGAAUAUUGCUCCAAGCACUGAAGGAGGCAAAAUCUUUUGUAUUUUAUAUGCCAUCUUUGGGAUUCCACUCUUUGGUUUCUUAUUGGCUGGAAUUGGAGACCAACUUGGAACCAUCUUUGGGAAAAGCAUUGCAAGAGUGGAGAAGGUCUUUCGAAAAAAGCAAGUGAGUCAGACCAAGAUCCGGGUCAUCUCAACCAUCCUGUUCAUCUUGGCUGGCUGUGUUGUGUUUGUGACGAUCCCUGCUGUCAUUUUUAAAUAUAUCGAGGGAUGGACGGCCUUGGAAUCCAUUUAUUUUGUGGUGGUCACUCUGACCACGGUGGGAUUUGGUGAUUUUGUGGCAGGGGGAAACGCUGGCAUCAAUUACCGGGAGUGGUAUAAGCCCCUAGUGUGGUUUUGGAUCCUGGUCGGCCUUGCCUACUUUGCAGCUGUCCUCAGUAUGAUCGGAGACUGGCUGCGGGUUCUAUCCAAAAAGACAAAAGAAGAGGUCGGUGAGAUCAAGGCCCACGCAGCCGAGUGGAAGGCCAACGUGACGGCCGAGUUCCGGGAGACCAGGCGGCGCCUCAGCGUGGAGAUCCACGACAAGCUGCAGCGGGCAGCCACCAUCCGCAGCAUGGAGCGCCGGCGCCUGGGCCUGGACCAGCGGGCCCACUCGCUGGACAUGCUGUCUCCAGAAAAACGCUCCGUCUUCGCCGCCCUGGACAGCGGCCGCUUCAAGGCCUCGUCCCAGGAGAGCAUCAACAACCGGCCCAACAACCUGCGCCUUAAGGGGUCGGAGCAGCUCAAUAAGCACGGACAAGGGGCCUCUGAGGACAACAUCAUCAACAAGUUCGGGUCCACGUCCAAACUCACCAAGAGGAAAAACAAAGACCUCAAAAAGACCUUGCCUGAGGAUGUUCAGAAAAUCUACAAGACCUUCCGGAAUUACUCUCUGGAUGAAGAGAAGAAGGAGGAGGAGACAGAAAAGAUGUGUAACUCAGACAACUCCAGCACAGCCAUGCUGACCGAGUGCAUCCAGCCUCAGGCUGAGCUGGAGAACGGAAUGGUACCCACAGACACCAAAGACAGGGAGCUUGAGAACAACUCGCUACUUGAAGACAGAAACUAAACGUCAAAGAUGUUGGACUUGGACUAAGCAUUGUGUGGUCUUUUCUUUUUUUUUAAAUAUAUAUAUAUAUAUAUAUAUAUAUAUUCACACUGAGACACGUGCCUUAAACAGACUUCUUGUUAGUCCAAAAUUACAUAGCAUUGAAGAAUAUAUUUCACUGUGCCAUAAACGACUGAAAGCUUGCUCUGCCAAAAUGAGUCAAAGAACAAGAGGUUCAUUUCAGAUAGCAGCCGGAGGACACACCGGGGGCGUGCGCUCCUGCACACAGCAAGCAGGUGCACGUGGCAGGUUCCACCAUAGGUGGGAAGGUGGAUGCAGUACCACCGUGCAGCGCUGCCCUGGCACAACACUAGACAAGGGCAGCUGUUCCUUAGGCCAGCCUCCGACAGGAGCAGUUGUGUCUUUUAGGUUUCCUCAACUUACCAUCCGUGAUAUGUCACACGGUGGUGGGGGGCGCUGUUCGCUGGUGAGCUGGGAACUAACUGCAACUAGGUUUAGAGUUGACGUUUUGGCAUGUGCUCUGAGCUUGAAUUUUGAUACAAACCAUUCCGUGCGUAAUACCUACUCUUUCUGAGCUCCAAAUGAAUGUCCGUGGGACCCGAGAGCACCUGGAAUUUGUUGGAAGUGGAUCAGAGCACACGUAUUAAAAGGUGCAAUUGCUUUUUCUCAUUACAAAAAAAAAAAAAAAAAAAA